Molecule: messenger RNA, 916 nt
Organism: Ahaetulla prasina
Lineage: Eukaryota; Metazoa; Chordata; Lepidosauria; Squamata; Colubridae
Gene: TATDN1
Product: TatD DNase domain containing 1
Exons: 8
Coding region: 61-873 (270 amino acids)
Cellular component (GO): cytosol
Molecular function (GO): 3'-5'-DNA exonuclease activity
Source: RefSeq, a predicted model, not a curated record
GGAACGUUGUCAAAUGGAGCAAAACUCACGUAGCAAAACUUUCUUUUAGAGACAGAAAUUAUGGCCAUAAGUCGAGGACUAUCUGUGCAUACAUACAGACAGAGCAGGUGGUUAUUUUCCCUUUAUUUUUUAAUAGAGUCUGCAUCAGUUUUAUCAACACUUUCAUGUGGUCUGGUUUCAGAAAUGUUUCACAGUACCGUUGGCUGCCAUCCCACUCGCUGUGGAGCAUUCGAUGAGGGCAAUCCUGACCAGUACUUGGAGGAAUUGCAAGAUUUAGCUGAGAAGAACAAAGGGAAAGUGGUUGCAAUAGGGGAGUGUGGCUUAGACUUCGACAGAUUAGAAUUCUGCCCCAAAGACAUCCAACUCAAGUAUUUUGAAAAACAGUUUGAACUAUCUGAGCAAACCAAAUUGCCAAUGUUUUUGCACUGUAGGAAUUCGCACCCAGAAUUCCUAGAUAUAAUGAGACGAAAUAGAGAGAGGUGUACAGGAGGAGUGGUUCACUCUUUUGACGGCACCAAAGAAGAAGCGGCAGCUCUAAUAGAUCUGGAUCUUUAUAUAGGGAUUAAUGGUUGUUCUCUGAAAACUGAAGCCAACCUAGAAACGGUGAAGUCAAUUCCCAGCGAAAGGUUAAUGAUAGAGACAGAUGCUCCCUGGUGUGGAGUGAAAAACACCCACGCAGGCUCAAAAUUUGUAAAAACCACCUUUCCAACUAAAAAGAAAUGGGAAGCAGGACACUGCCUAAAGGACAGAAAUGAACUUUGCCAUAUCAUCCAGAUACUGGAAAUACUGGCAACAGUUCGUGAAGAAGAGCCAUUAGAACUGGCCAAUAUUAUGUAUAACAACACUAUUAAAACUUUCUUUCCAGAUAUGUAAAUCCAGUUAAUUCUGUUCAUAAAAUAAAAUAAUCUUAAAUCUA